This is a messenger RNA of Plasmodium malariae, 16302 nucleotides long. RefSeq names its product peptidase family C50, putative. The record is from RefSeq and is a predicted model, not a curated record. Gene Ontology annotation, cellular component: cytoplasm; nucleus; mitotic spindle. Gene Ontology annotation, molecular function: cysteine-type endopeptidase activity. Gene Ontology annotation, biological process: proteolysis; meiotic chromosome separation. The transcript has a single exon. The coding region runs from base 1 to 16302 and encodes 5433 amino acids. NCBI's taxonomy places the organism in Eukaryota, Apicomplexa, Aconoidasida, Haemosporida, Plasmodiidae.
AUGAAGAAAGAGUCAAAAAAUAUAUACAACAAACUAGAUAAUGUAGUAUAUUCUGUUUUGAGAAGCAUAGAUCUAGAGUGUAAAAAUGUGGGCGAAAAGGUGAAUGAGAAGGUGUAUGGGAAAUUUUUUGAAUUGUUUUAUAAGGAGAAUUACCUAGAGAAGUUAAAUUAUAAUGAUCUUAUAAAAACACAUAAAGAUAGGAACACACAUAAAUACUUAUUUUAUAUGUUUGAGUUUUUACUUAAUAAAAUUACGUUAACAAGGAAUAUAAAAUAUAUAGAUUUCUUAUUUCUUAUUCUUAGAUACAUUACUUAUUUGUGGGUUUUCUUAUCAGAAGAUGAUAAACUAGUUUUAAUAUUUUAUUAUUACUUUAAACUUAGAGAUUUAUUAUUUAAUAUAAAAUUUAUUAGAUGUUCCUUUUUUGUGAAUAUAUAUAACCUAUUGAUUUAUUUUUAUAUGAAGAACAAAAAAAAAAUAGUUUUUGCAGUAAAACAUUUAAGCGAAAAAGAAGCAGGUUAUCAUAUAGAUAAUGUUAUAUUAGAAUUAAAUAAAAUAAUUAUAAAUGAAAAUAUUAAUUUUCUAAAAUUUUUUGAAAAGGAUAAUAUUUAUAUUUUUCAAAAUAAUGCAAUACAAGAAAUAAAGCAGCAAAAUACAAAUACAUCAUCAAACGCAGAAGACACGGUAUAUAGUUCUGCAAAUGCGCCUAAUUUAUACAAUUACAUUUGGGUGAGUCACUAUGAAGAGGAUACAGGAUCUUCUCAUAAAAGAUAUAAGGAAGGUUAUGACAACUCCCAGUAUGAUAAAAAUGGACAGUAUAGCGAUAAAGGAAACGCAAAACUCACAAAAGAAAAUAAUAACAAUAAUAAUAGUAAUAUGAUCAAUAAUAGUAAUAUGAUCAAUAAUAGUAAUAAUAAUAGCAGUAGUAGUAAUGGUAAUAAUAGUAAAUACUUUUCACUAACAUUGAAAUGUGGAAAUUUCAAAAGUGGGAAUAAUAUUAACUCCAUCCUAGGUUUAAAUGUGUUUUCAAUUAGUAGUAGUUACAAUAUGUUUUUAAACUUUAUGAAGGAUUUAUUUAAAAUAGCUUUUUAUGAUUUUAAUAUAUUUUUUCCAUUUCUAAAUGCACUGAAUAUAGAACACUUCUUUGUGUAUUUCCAUAUAUUUGAAAUUCUUUUUUACCUAGAUAUCAUAGAAAACAAAAAUAAAUUGGAUAAUCGGAGGAGGGAAACAAGAAUCGUAUCAAUUGAUCAGUGUCCAAAAAACCUGGCAUAUUUUAAUUCACAUGAACAGACAGAGGAUAUAGGAAAUAAAAUUGAUACCUUAAAUAAUGAUUGUAUUUUUUUAAAUAAUAAUAAGAAUAAUAAAAAAAUAUUGUGGAGUAUUAUGUUUGAUGAAUUAAGAAAAAUAUUUCUUAUAGAUACUAAAAAUUUGAAUUACACAUUAAAGAUUUUAAAAUAUUCUUUUAGUUUUUUUUUAUUUGAAGAAAAAUUUACAUUAAAAAAUAAUGUAAGCUCUGAACAUUUUAUAAAUAAAACAGAAUAUAAUUUUUCUUUUAUAUCCCCAAUAUAUUUAAAGGAGUUGUUAAAAUUUAGUAAUACGUUUAUUAAUAAUUUAAUGAACACUAAUAGAACGUUAAGUGAUGACGUUGUUUUUAAGUCAAUAUCCUACAUAUUUUACCUUUUGUCAAAAUUAAUUUGCAAUGAGAAUAACAAAUUAGAUAAGAAAUUUAUUUUGCUCAAUAAUGAGAAUAAUUUAAGUCUGAUUUGUCUUAUUACAUAUAUUUUUAAAUAUUUUAAAAAGGUGUAUACUGAUAAGAAUGCAAUUGAUGAAAUGUUAAAAAAGAAAAAAAUGGAAAAAGACAAUAAUAAAAACAGUGCAUGUAAAUUAAAAUAUUCAUUUGUGUUACUAGAAAAAGUGUACCAAAAAAUUCAAGAGUGUUUAUAUAUUAUUUUAACAAUAGAUGAGUAUAUUGAAAAGAACACGAAAGAGAAUUUAAUGAACAUAAAUAGGAAUUUUUCAAACCACAUUUCUGAUAAUUAUAAGAACAAUUUCUCCUAUAGUUAUGAUAUAUACAUCUGUGUAAUUAUCAAAAUAAACAAAAUUAACAUGUUCUAUUCCAACUUGGAAAUUAUAAAAAUUUUAUCCGAAAAUGACAAGAGCAUAUUCAGGAAAUAUAUAUAUACAAUAAAUAAGAACAAUGAAAAUCUUGUCUGCUUCUUUUCUUAUUUAUUAAAUAUAGAUUAUAAAGAAAAUGAUAAUGAUCUGAUUUUAAAAAAAUUCCUCUCAAACUUGAAAGAAAAAAAAAAUUAUAAAAGCGAAAAAUUAAUAAAACUAAUGAAGCCUUAUCAUUCCCCGUUGAAGUAUAUAAUUUUAAAAAAUGAAAUUCGUGAAGAUGAUGUAAAAAAAACUUCAUUAAAAAAAACUACCACAGUCAUAAGUUCUUUAGAAAGAGGAAGCAACGAUACCCCUUUUUCUGAUGUUUUUGAAUAUAAAAACUUUAUUGCUCAAAAUAGAAAUAUAUAUAAAUUAGAAAAUUCUUUAGAGGGAAAUAAGGAACAUCCAUGGGAGGAAAGUAAUAAAGAUGUAAACGAUGAAAAAGUAAGCAAUGAAGACAGAGGUGAUGAACAAGAAAGUGAUGAACAAGAAAGUGAUGAACAAGAUAGUGAUGAACAAGAAAGUGAUGAGCAAGAAAGUGAUGAACAAGAAAGUGAUGAACAAGACAAAAGUGAAGAAGACGAUAGAGAAAAUAGAAACCAACUUCACAUUUCUCCAAGGAAUAUAAUUAACGGAAACGUUAAGGAAAAUUUCGAGAGCAGAAGCAAAAAAUUCAGUAAUAGGAAAACAAGAAAAAAAACAGAUAUGCCUUUAUUUGAAAAUUCCGUUUUUCGAAUAAGUAAGGGAAACCUAAAAAGAAUAAAUAUUGAUUUCAAAAAUGUGUGUAAUAAUAUUAUUUUAUCCAUAAAAAGAUGUAUUAUAAUUUCAGAAAGUGUGAUUACCCACUUUACAAAUCAUGAAGAGUACGAGGUUAAUUUUAACAUUUAUGUAUGUAAAAGCUUAUUCAUUAAUUUUUUAAAACUGUGCUUUUUAAAUAUAAGUCUGUUUUCAUAUAUAUGUAUUAAAUUAAAUUAUGAUGAUAUUUUAAAAGAAAUGUAUGAAACGAAUUUAAUAAUACUCUCGUAUAACAUACUAGACAAAUAUGUUAGCUUUGUAUUAGAUCAAGAUGUUUCAAAAUUAAAUAAACAUAAGAAUAUACUUCAUUUUUCCACAGAAAAGGUAAAAAAAAAAGAAAAGAAAUAUAGUAAAUCAGCUGGAGCUGGUUCUUCUUGUGUAAAUUCUUUUUUACAUAUUGAUGAUAUAUAUGAAAUUUUAAGACAUCAAGAUAUCAAGAGAUCUAACUGUUUUUUUAUAUCUGGUAAGAAUGAAUUUAUUGAAACAUUAUACUUAAAUACCUUUUUAAUUAUAAUUAAUGUUAUAUCAGUAUGGGAAAUGUACUUGGAAAUACCAACGGAAGUUUUAAACAAAAUGAAAUACACAUUUUUUGAAUUAUUUUAUAACACUACAAUUAAAAUAAUCAAGUUUAUUAAAAAGGAUAGUGCUUUUUUUUUUUUAUUAAAUAUUUUAAAAUUUAUUUAUAUUAAAUUUGUUAAUCUACCUUUUAAUCCUAUUAAUAUACAUACCACAAUUAAAUUAUAUGACUUUUACGAGUUUUUGAUUAAUGACAAUUAUGAGAACUUCCAGAAUGAAGAGGAGCAAAAUUUUAAUAGUGAAAAUUUGUACCUAAGUUCAAUUAGCCCCUUGAAAUUUUUAUACAACAAUACAACCGAUAUAUAUGAUAACGGAGAAAGUUUUAGAAAGUUCGAUAAUAGUAAUGUUGAGCAUUCGGAACCUAGGAGUGUUGGCCUUUUUAAUGACAGCAAUGUGUUAAGUAUCAAUAAGAAAAAAAGGGUGAGCAUGGGUGGUUUGCUUCCUGUUUUUUUAAAUAAUGAAACUGGAAAAAAAAGGAAAACUAAUAUGGAUUAUACAUCUUAUAAUGUAUUAAGAAAUGAACAUAUUUCAAAUUCGACCAUUAAGAAAAAUAGCGUAUUACUGCAUAAUGAUAACUCAUUUAGUGAUAUAAGUAAAACAAUAAAAUAUGACUUAUGUGAAGAUGUAAAUACAACACCAAGACAUAACUAUGACGAUGUAGUACGUACUCCAGCAAAAGAAAUUGAGGUAUAUUCGAAAAAUAAAAAGGAGGAAAAUUUUCGAAAUACAUAUUUGAGUAAUUAUUAUAUACCACAUAUUGAUUUGUUGUUUAUUAUUAUAGACCUAGAGGUUUUUUACUAUUUUGAAAAAAAAAAAUAUAAAAAAAUAAUAAUUACUGUUGAAAAUGUGCUUCACUGUAUUAUGAAUAAAUGUGAUUAUAACACAAAAGAAUAUUUAAGAUCAUCUAUUUCAUAUAUUUAUAAUUAUUAUCAACAAGUAAAUAUGAGAAACAGUAAAAUAAAUAUACAAAGCUGUACUGUAAUUAGACAUAUAUUUAAUCUGUACAUCAAGUCGAAAGUUUUUUAUUUAAACAAAAAAAUAAAAAAAAAGUUACUACACUAUAAAAACUAUUACACAAGUGAUGAUUUAUUGAAAUCCAAUUAUCAUAAACUUUAUAACGGUUUUUUUAAUAGCGAUAAGUGGAAGUUUUUUUUUUAUUAUACUAGUUCAAAAAGUAUCAUGGAGGAGGAAAAAAAUAGGAAGAAAUGGAAGAAAAAGAAGAAGAAAAGGGUGAGAAUUAUUGAUAAUUUAUUGGAAAUACACAUAAACACACUACUCUUUUUAAUAUUAUUUGAGUAUUUAUCGAAAUAUGUUACUAAGAAUUUUAUAUUUUUUUUUAGAUUUUUAUUCUUCAUGUUCAAUAGUCUAUCCAUUGAUAUAUUAAGUUUAGUAAAUAGCUCAAAUCAUUUAGAGUUCUUUAAUAUUUUUCAUUUCAUAUAUAGUACUUAUAAUCCCGAUGGUCAUGGGGAAAUAUCGCAAAAAUUAAGAAGUGUAAUUUUUAAGAGAGGCCAUUCAUUAAAUGAGAAGAAUAGCGAAUUGUCCCCAUAUAAAUUAAAGGGUUUAGGAGAAAAAUCGAAAAAUAUAAAUAAGCAAAUCAUUAUCUUAGAUAUUGAUGAAAUGUUAGUCACUUACAUCCAGUUGAAUUUCAUUUUUUGUAGGUCAUGUUGUUUUUUUAUAUUUUUUAAAAAUGUGUGUUCACAAAAAUAUGAAAUUAUUUUAAAAGAAAAUAUUACUAACAACUACUUUGAAAAAUUUAAGAAUAAUAGAGAUUUUUUUGAUUUUUUCGAAUUUAAGAACGAGGAGAAACAAGCUGAAAAUAUUUUUAACAUAAAGGAGGAAAAUAUACAAACAGGAAAAGAAAAUCCAGAACAUACGAAAUGUGUAAAUAAAGAAAAAUUAGUUGAUUCGUUUGUUGAAAUUUCGGAGGAUGAUAAAAGUGAUUCUACAAGCAGUUCAAAUUUGUCCGAGUCUAGUUUUACAUUAAUUGAAUAUACCGAUUACUCGAAUAAUUUAGAUUACGUCUUUUUAGAAUUUAUUAUAGAAGAAAUUGAAGAUAUGGAUAUAGACCAUUUUUAUAAAAACAUUUUAAAGAAUUGUUAUUAUGUGAUAAAAGUAGAAAUGUUAUAUCAUUACAUUUAUAAUAAUGUAGAAACAUUAAAGAGGUUUUCCUAUUUAAAUAAUGUGUAUUAUUUAUAUAAGUUAUAUUUCCAUAUUUUUGUUUGGACGGAUAAUAAAAAUUUUACUAAAGAAAAUGAAUUAAUGGUGACCAAAAGGAUGGAUGAAAAUAACUGUUUAAAUGAAAAUAAGGAUAUAUUUGAUAUCUUUAGUCUUAACAACAUAAUGAAGGAAAAGUUUUGCUCAAAGUACAUAAAAUUAAUGGAUCAUGAGGGCAAUUUUUUUAUGGAUCUGGAUACAUGUAGAACGGAAGACCCUAUUUCACUUAGAAAAAGUUAUGAAGGAAAAAAUGACAUAUGUAAUAGCCAAAAUAAUGAAUCUUGGGAAAAUAAGAGCAGCAGCAGUGAAAAUGCUUAUUUUAUAUGUGAUAUAUAUAAUUUUAAACUAAAAUUUUAUCAUCCCAUAAUCACUGAAAAAAAUAUUUUCAAUAAAGGGAGAAAGAAGAAUAUUUUUAGUAGUUUGUUAAUUUUUAAUAAAAAUUAUUUAAUGAAUUUAAAACAAAAAUAUAUUAAAAUGACUAAAUAUAUGCAUAAAUAUAUUAUAAGUGUUUACUAUAUAAUAUUGUACUUUUAUUUUGAUGAAUAUGUUAUAAAAUGUAAUAAACUAACAUUUUAUUAUAUUCUGUGUACUUUUCAAAAAAAAGUAGACAUAUUGAAUAGUAAAUUGUGUAACAGAGUUCCCUCUCAUUGUUUUGAUAUUACACGUACAAAUGAAAUUAUAGAAAAAUCACAAAAAGAAAAAAACAUUUCUGAUAACCCUUCUUUCGAAAUAUACACAGAAAAUCAUUUAAGGACGAAUAUUUUUGUAAUUUUUGAAAUUUUAAAUAGCAUAUAUAAUAAGAACCAUGGAAACAUAUUCAGAAAUAGCAAUUUCGUUGAUGAACUUGUUAUAAAAAUAGAUAUAAAAAUAAUUGGCUAUUUGAGUGAAAUAUACAAAAUUGCAUUUCUAUAUAAGAUGUAUAAUCACUGUAUGCAUAUUUUGGUAUUAUGCAUAAUGUUUUUAUCCAUAUUUUGGAGUGUUUACAUAUUUAACGAAAAAUAUGAAUGUGAUAUAAAGAGUAGCGUGAGUGGGGAAUUAGAGGAGGGUGAUAAUAGACAAAAAGAGAAUAUAAAAGAAAAAGCAAAAGGGUAUGAAAAAAACAAGCUAGAUGAAAAUGUAGAAUUUUUUUCACGAAAUAGUAUUAACAUGAAGGAACAAAAUAAGAGAUGCACAUAUAUCAGAAAAGAAAACAAGGGAGCGAAGAACAUAAAUAAAAGGGAAGGGAAAUAUGAAUGCACACAUAAAUACAGGAGAACUUUUAUAUUAAACAAUGUUUACAAUAAAAUAGUAUCAAAUAUGAGUGAAAAUAAUAUUAAAGAGAUAUACAACGAUUUGCAUAAUUAUAUGCAAACACUGAUAAUUUGUAUAUCUUUAUUUUACUUAACUUUUCUGUGUACUGAAAAAGUACAUAAGGAUAUACAUAAUAUUCUGUUUUUAAAUUGCGCUAAUAAGCUCUAUCUGUACUAUAUUGAUUUUUUUGAAUAUAUUAAAAAGUUUUGUGAAGAAUAUUGCACAGAUAAAUUAUACUUAUCUACUUUUUUCUUCGAUAAUUUUCACUUAGACUUAAUCAAUUUGAAAUUUCAAGCACAUUCUAAAGCAAGAAUAUAUAAAAAAGAACUCCAAAAAAAAAGAAAAAACUACACUCCAACCACAGACAGUAACAUAGUGACAAAUCAAAUGACUUCUAUGUGUAAAAGUACCAGCGAUAUUAUGCGUUGCUGUAAAGAUGGUACUUUUUCAGAAAGUGCUAAAUUUGUUCGAAAAAUUAUUCACACUAAUAAUAAUAAUUAUAAUUGUUAUACCCCGAUCUCAACAUGUGCAGCGUAUGUUGAUAAUCAGAAGGAUGAAGGAAAUAACAUACUUUUGGAAGAGCGAAUUGAUAUAAAAUUUUCCUAUUUAUUUUAUUACGAAGAAAAGGCAUUAAAAGAAUGCAUCAAGAACUUAAGUGUAAUAGAGAAAAAAUUUGAGAGUAAUUAUAAACAUUUUUUUAAAAAUAACAUUUGCUUAUAUUUUAACAUUAUAAAAUAUUUAUAUAAGAAGAAAACGAAAUAUUUGGGUCUUUUACUAUUUGCCAAUUCUUAUAUAAUUUCCAUUGUAACACUUAUCAAAUUUACAGUGGUGAAAUAUUUUACAUAUUAUAAUGUGUCUUCCGAUUUUUUUUCGCUUAAAUUUGAACAUCCACUGUAUGAAUUCGAUAUGGAUAUGAUAACCAAAGUAAAAAAAACAAAUGAUGAAAAGGAAAAUUUUGAAAUAAACAAUAAAGCUAUUCUUAUGAAUUUAGAAAAUCUAUUUUGUAACAUGUUUUUAAACAAAGAUAUUUUUUAUUAUAUAAAGUUUAUUAAUAUGUAUUACAAAAAAAUUUCUAAAAUUUUAUAUAAAGUUAAUAAUUUUUUGCUUAGCUAUUAUUAUUUAAAAAAGAACAUUAUAUUUAUAUGUGAUUUAAUACACUUUCCUGAAAUUAUACAUAAUUAUUCUCUCCUGGCAAAUAUUAUUUUAACUAGCGGAAAAGAGAGAAUUGAAUUAUUAACUCAGGAAGAAAUGUUUUUUGAAAAGUUGAAUAAUGAUUUAGACAUUUAUGAAAAGAAAAAUGGGGACGAAAGAGUUGAAUGCAAAAAUGAUAAUGCAGACACAACAGUGAUAAAAAAUAUUAACGAUUUUAAAACUUACGAGGAGGAAGACUUUUUAAAUAUUGAUUAUGUGAAAACGCCUCUUAAUACUUAUUUAACGAAAAGGCAUAUUUAUGAAUAUAAAAAUUUGCUCACUCGGUUCUUUAGUUACUUAAACUUUUUAAUAAGAAAUCCAGACGCCAUGACCAUCUUGCCUACUAAAUAUGUAAAGGAAAUUUUUUACAUUUAUUCGUUAAUUAUUUUUAAGAAAAAGCAAGCACACCAUUUUUACAAUAGCGGUAAGGGACAAAAAAAGUCCAAAGAAGAAACAGACCUAUGUGAGAAUAAAAAUGAUAAUAAUAAUAAUCAUAAUCAUAAUAUUAAUCAUAAUAAUAAUAACAAUAAUAAUAAUAAUAAUAAUAAUAAUAAUAAUAAUAAUAAUAAUAAUAAUAAUAAUAAUAAUAAUAAUAAUAAUAAUAAUAAUAAUAAUAAUAAUAAUAAUAAUAAUAAUAAUAAUAAUAAUAAUAAUAAUAAUAAUAAUAAUAAUAAUAAUAAUAAUAAUAAUAAUAAUAAUAAUAAUAAUAAUAAUAAUAAUAAUAAUAAUAAUAAUAAUAAUAAUAAUGUGAGUAAAACGAAGGAAUGUAAAAAUGAUAACAUUGUCUGUAUUAAAAAAACAGCGAUAUCAGGGGAAGAAUUCAAAGAGACGAUUUCCCUGGAAAGUUCUAUAUCUCUAAACAACAAUAAGGAAGAAAAUAAUCAAAGAUGUAGCAGUGAAAUAAAUGAUUUUGAAAAUGAGUCUCUGAGAUGUUUCAACAGCUGUAAUAAGAAAAAAGAAAAAACAUUUUUUAAUUUUUUUCUGGAAAAGUUAUUUCUCAUAAAUAAUGUAGACACAGACAUGUUUAAUAUUUCAUUAGAUGAUGAACAAGAUAUUACAAGUAUUAUAAAAUCAUAUGUGAUGAGUGAUAUUAAGAGCCUUAAUGUUAUUAAUUUUCAAAAUGAGUAUUACAACUUUAAUAACUUUAUCCGAUUUGGAGAAAGUGCAAAUAAUGAUGAUGAUGAUGAUAAAUGUGUGCAAAAUAUAAGCAGAAUGAAAAGUAAUAGUAAAAUUGAGGACCAAACGAAUGAAUUAAAAAAUAGGAGGAGCAUAUUGAACUUACACGCAUGUGCUUUUAAAGUUAAUGAUAUUUCAGUUUUAAACUAUUUAUAUUUAAAUUAUGAUUUUGAGAAAAAUAUAAUUUACACAGAAAAUUAUAUUAACAAUAGAUUAUUUAAGUAUAACUGCAAAAGAAUGAAUUCUUAUUUUAUCAGAGUAGUGUUAUAUUAUAUUAAUUUAGUAUUCCUAAAAAUAAAAAAUAUUUUUUGUGAUGACUGCAUAUAUACAAUAAAAAAACAGCAAUUUCUGAACUCCUCAGCUAAUGACUGCUCUCGCAACAUUUUUUUUAUCCUAUUUUUAAAACUUUUUUAUUUUUUUAAUUUUUCUAAACAAAUCGUAAGUGAAAUAUGCAUUAAUUAUUUUCCUGGUAAUAAAGAUUAUCGAACAUAUUUAUAUAUGUUAUCAAAAAAUAAGCAAAAAGAGAAUAACAAUAAAACGAUUGUUCCAUCUAAUCACGACGGAAACACAAAUAGAAGUCUAAAUACGUACUACCAAAAAAAUAACAAUGCCAAGAAUUAUAAUAAUGGUACAACUACUAAUUUAGACAAAAUUAUAUUUCUCCAUUUUGCAGAAAUUUUCUUAUAUCCCACAAAAAAUUGUAGUUAUUUUGAAGUUCUAACUGUGUGUUACGAAUUCCUAACAAAUAUGAAAGAUGCCAAAAACAAAGUUAACAGAAAAAAACACAAAGAGAAAUUAUAUGGUUUUUUAAUAAGUAUUAUGGUAGGGAAGCAAAGUAGAAAUAUCGAAAACAAUGAUAUUAGCAGUAGUGGCAACAGUGUUAAUAGCAGCAGUAUCAGCAGUAACAGUAAUAAUAAUAUUGGAGAUGGAACUGUUUAUUACUUCCAGACUGUUUUAAUAUACUUGUCUCUAUUACUAUAUAAUACUUGCAAAAAAUCUUUUACCCACGAAAUGAGAAAAGUGGCUCAGUUUUUUUUAGAUUUUAUAUUUUUUUUUAUUGAGAAUAUAAAAAAUAAUUUAAUUAUAUUGCAAAUAAUAGAAUCUUAUUUGAAUGAUGUGCACAGUGAGAAUGAAAAUAAUGUAAACACGGACAACCGUUGUGAUAAUGGUAAAGAAAUAAAGUAUUUCUACUUGUUAAAAUUUUAUUUUAGAAAAUUGCUAUCUUUACUCUAUUUGUAUACAGACGAAUUAAUAUUUUACACAAUUAAGAAUAACAUUGAUCAAGAAAUAAGUCAAAAGAAGUAUUACAGGAAAAAUGUUAAUAGAAAUUUAAAUAUUGGAAUUAUAUGUAAUUAUGAGUAUAUCAGUCAUAUGAACUUAAGCGAAUUUUGUUUUUAUUGGGAUUAUGCAAUAGUAUCAAUGAGUCAUGAUAAAAGUGACUUGUAUAUUUCAAGGUGUUAUAAAAAUUUUCUAUUAGUGUUAAUUCAGAUAAUUAAAAAUAUUCAAGAAAAUAAUGGAUCAGGAAAUGGUAAACACCUUUUGGAUGAAGCCAGUAGUAGUAAAAGUAAAGAAGAAUCAUUUUUCUCAAAUGGUGAAGAGAAGAUAAGCUCGUUAAAUAAUGAUGAACAAAAAUAUAACUAUUUCUAUGAACAAAUAGGUAAUUUUUUUGAUAUCUUGAAUAACCAACAAGAAGAUCAACAAAUAGUUGAUCCUAAUGACAAUCCAUAUUUCAUUGAGGAUAACAAUUUAAUGGUUUCUUCGAAUAAUAAUUUAUAUCAUUCCAUUAAAGAUAUACAAGAAUAUUUAAAAGCAAAUCCUUACGAUGAAUUCCACACGCGUUCUGAUAACAACAAAUAUAACAAAUAUGGAAGUAUGUUUCAUAAUAAUUCAACACUUAAAGAAAAGGAAGGAUAUGAAUAUGAACAUGAUAAUGGUUGUAUAGUGGAUGGAACAUCUAACUACGAAAAGUGUGGAGAAAAGAAAAAGGAGAAUAAAACCAUACAUGAUAACAUCGAAAAUGAAAAGAGCAAAAAGACAAAAAAAAAAUUAUAUAAUAUUUCAGGAGAAAAUAUCUUUUUUACCUUCGAUGUAAAUAAUGUGUUUUCUGUUUAUAAUAUACAUAACACUCCCAAUAGUGUUAACAUAUCCAAUGUAUCAAAUGUACUGAAUGAUAAAAUAGAAAAAAACGAAGAAUAUACUCGAAGCAAUUUGAAGGUACUGUACUUUUUUUCAUGUUUAUACAAAAAUGCAUGUAAAUGUAUCAAUAAAAAAAGGUUUGAAUAUUUCCAUGUGGAUAAAAUACAUUUAAAUAUAGAAAAAUUUUCUUUUAAAGAAAAAUGGAAUUAUAUAAAAAAACUAGAGAAAAUUUUAAAACAGUAUCAACAUAUGAUAAAAAUAAUGUGUGAAAUAUUACAUAAGUCAAAAAAUGUUGAUCGCAGUAAAAGUAAUUUAAAAAUUUUCAUAGAUUUAUGGUGGAAUAAUAGAUACACAUUAGAACAGCAUUUAAAAAUACUAAAUCUGGAUAUAUCUAAUCUUUUAGGAUUUUCUAUACAUAAAUUAAUAUCUGUCCCUCUAAUUUCUUUAAAUGUGAGCAGAAAAUUUUUACUUCAUCCGACUACUAAUUGUGUGGAAGAGGAAAAAACGAGAAAACAUUUACUAAAUGAAGAAAAUAGUCCAAUUGAUAGCAACUGUAUCUAUAAUACUAUAUCACUUGUUAAUAAUCAAAAGGAUUAUUUAAAAACAAAUUUCGACAUAUUUGUUGUUCUUUAUUAUUAUUCAAAUAUGUUAAACAUAAUUUCAUGGAUUAAUAAAUGGAGGAAUUUUUUUCUCCAUUUGAAAUAUUGGGACGAAAUAAAUUUUAUAAAUGUUCUCAUAACUUUAACAGUUUUUUCAAUAGUUAUGAAAAAUUGCAAUGUUCAGAUUACGCACGUUAAGAAAAAAUACUUAGCAAGUAAUCCUAUAUUAAAGAAGGAUAACAGCAGUAAAAAAAGCAAUAGCGAAGAAAUGGAUAAGUUAAAUGACCACAAUAGCGAAAAAAGGAAAACUCAAAGAAAUUCGAUACAUAUUAACAAGACGGUGGUAACUUCCUAUUUGCCCUUUAUUAAUAAAGAUAUUGAGACUAUAUUAACGUUAGAUAAAAAACUCCAAAAGAGAAAAAGUACAAAUGAUGCUUAUUUUGAAAAUGCAAAUGCAAAUAUUAAUAUAAAUGAGGGUGCAACAUGGAAGGAAAAUAUUACACUCGAUGUCUCAAAAAAUUUAAGAUCUAAUAUAAGUCAGGAUAGACAAAAAAAAAAUCGCAAUAGUAACUGCAAUUAUAGUUAUAAUUAUAAUGAAAUAGAGGAAUUCAAAAAUGCCGGCGGAGAAUCAAGUAUUGACAAAAGUUACAGAAUUAUUGUACCAAAGGCGAAAGAAAAACAAAGAUAUUCGUACUACACAACAAAUAAUAGAGGUAAUGAUAAGAAUAGUAAUGGAAAUAGCAGUGAAAAUAAAUAUAAUGUGAAGAGGAGUAGAAGAAAAACUAUUAAUAUAAUUAAUGACAACCCAGACAAUUUUGUAGAUGAAGAUUAUAAUAAAAGUUCUGUUUAUGAAGAAACCAGAAGGAAAGACGAGAAGAAGAUAAACUCAACUGUUUAUGAAUAUUUAAGCUCAAUGAAGGAUGAAUGUUUCGAGAAUUCAGAAAAAAAAUAUGAAAAUAAAUUGAGAAAAAACAGAAAAAGAGCCACAGUAGAAGGAACAUUAAUUUUGAAUGAUCUAAAGAAAGAAAGAGUAAAAAAAAUGGAUGAAGAUAAAGAUGGUGAGAAAAUAUAUAAAGAAAAUAAUUAUUUGAAAUAUUUGGACCUAAGGAAGAAAUGUGAUAGAGGAUCAUUAAAAUGUUCUUUCUUAAAAUUAAGGAUGUAUUUAUAUAAUAUAUUAAUAGAUAUUUUUGAAAAUAAUGAAGUUCUUCCGGAGGAUAUAUUUAACAUUUUUAACAAUAUUACGCAUUCAUUCGCUACUGAUAUUUUAAAGUGUAACUUAUUAGAGGAUGACUUAGAUAAAGAAAGAUAUAUAUAUGUAAGAAAUGUAGAGCAGCAUAGAACAAGAAAAAAUCCUAUUAUUAUAUACCUACAUAGUAAUUUAAAUAGACUUCCCUUUGAAAAUCUUGAACCUCUAAAGGAUUCAUACAUCGUGCGAGGUGUGCACAAAAUUGUAACAGCCUAUUUAUAUGAAAGACUAUUAAGAAAAAUAAAAAAUGAGGAAGCACAAAAGGAUAGAGAGAUUUUUUCAAAAAUGGGUGAACAGGUAAAAGAGGAGGAAACGGAAGAAGAAGAAGAAGAAGAAGAAGAAGAAGAGGUAGAAAAGGAAGAAGUAAAAGAAGAACAUGUUAGUGAUGAUUACGAUAACGAAAGUGAUAAUAUGCUUCAGAACGAAUAUAUAAAAAAUGAAUAUUCAGAAAAAUGGAAAAUAGAUAUGUGUAAAAAUAAAGAGCAGAAUAUAUAUACUUCUAAUAAAAACAGUGUGUAUAACCCCUUGGAACUAAAAGAUAAAAAAAACAAAAAUACAGAUGUUGUAAUUGAUUCAAUUGAAUAUAGGAGUCAUGUUCCGCCAAAGGAAAAUUUAAAAGAUAAUAAUAUAUGUUUUUCUAAAAAAAAUAAAAAUAUGUUUUAUGAAAUUUUUAGUAACAGUACAAAUAAUAUUUCAAAAAACGAUAGUACCAAGAAUUGCCAUCUUUAUAACAAUUCGGAAAAAUCAAAAACUUCUGACGUGAAUUACGAGAAAUGUAAAUUAAUUUACUCCAUAGAUAAUUGUAAUACAAAAGAGAGAGAAACAAGAAAGACGCUUUAUUUUGAUGAACGAGAAAAAUCUGGGGAAUCCAGGUAUGUACGUGUUAAGGAUUUAGAAUGUAAAAAAGAGGCACUGGUAAAAGGUAGGUACAGCUUAAUAAAUACAAUUGAAGAAAAGAAGCAAAUGAAAGAAGAUCAUGUUGAAAUUGCAAAGACGGUUAAAAGUGAAAUACAAAUUAAAGAUGUGAGACAAACACAUGAAAAGGAAAAACGUAGGAAAUACCGAAGGAAAAGUGUUCGCAUUGAACACUCUUUUCUAAACCCUUUUAACAGAAGUAAUUAUAAUAAUAACAAUCAUAAAAAUGAACGUUAUAGUAAUAAUGAUAAAAAAAAUUGCAACGUUUUGCUCUUCAAUGAAUAUGACCUCGGUGUACAAGAUAAAAUAUACAAAAAAAAUGAAAAAAAAGGCGUGUAUAAUACAUUGACGGUAAGAGAUAAACAUAAGUGGGGGACCCACACAACUAUAAGGAGAUCAUGUGUUAAAGAUAAGGAUGUGCCAUCUUAUUCGUCUUCCUCACCUUCUCCUUCUUCCGCCUCAUCAAAUUCCUCAGUUGAACUAGUUCAGAAAGAAGAAGAAUUGAGAAGAAUAUUUAUGAAUGCUAGAAAGUCAAUGAAUAUUCACAACAUUAUGAGCAUUUGUGGAAAGGAUGAAUUCAGUUUUUUUAAUUCCAAAAAAAAAAGAAAAAAAAGUGUAAGUGAGUCUGAAGCUCACAUUGAUGAAGAAAAAAUGUUUCUAAGUUCUAUAGUGGAACCAUGUAAAAAAGAAAGGAAAAGAAGAAGCUAUUCAGCUGACCCUGAGCACCUUUCUAAAUUGUCAAAAAUUAAAUACAUAAAAUAUAUUCCAUAUUAUAUUAAAAGUUCAAGGCUCAUAGAUCCAAGAAAGAGUAAAAUAUUUUUUGUAAUUAACCCCAAUGGGGAUUUAAAAAGAACAGAAGAUGCAACUUAUCCAUUUAUAUAUUUUAAAAAUAAAGAAAAGUAUAAGUACAAAAAUUGGAAUGGAUAUUUUGGUAAAGUCCCAUGUGAAAUGGCUUUAUUAAAACAUUUAUGCAACGAUGAUUUGUAUUUAUAUUGUGGUCAUCAAGGGGGAGAACAAUAUAUAAAAAAGGAAAUAAUUCAAAAUGCUUUUCUAAGAUGUAAUUAUGAAUUUGUAGAAGAGAAAAGAGACGGAAAAAAGCACAAUUCAAAUAAAAAGGGAAAUAUUCGUAGUGUUUCAAAGCAUAAAAAAGGGAAAGAGAAAAAUAGGAGUCUUUUAUUAUUAGAAAAUAAGAAUAAAAAAAGAAGAAGAAGAAGAUACUCAUGCGUAAUUGAUUCAAAUAAAUGUAUUAUGGAUAAAAGGAUGAAGAGAAAAACUGUGGGAGAUUUAAUUGGUGUAUAUGAUAGAAGUAAUGUGAGUACUAGUAACGAUACUAGUAUAUAUACACACAAUGAAACAGAUGAAGACUCUCCUUUAUCCGAUAAUAAUAAUUAUGGCAUAAACUGUUGUGUUUUCUUAAUUGGAUGUAGUUCAGGUUUAGUUUCUUCGCAUGGUUUUGACUUAGACGUUUGGGGUACACCAUAUGAUUAUAUAGUAGGUGGUUGUAUUUUUAUUUUUGGUAACUUAUGGAAUGUAACAGAUGGAGAAGUAGAUGGGUUUACACAAAACUUUUUUUGGAAAUGGACCCAACCAAAUUCUUCAUCGUUAUUUUAUUCGUGCAGUAAUUAUUAUAACAAUGUUCAAAUGAAGAACGUUUUAAAAAUUAGUUUUAGUUUUUUUACAAAAUUAUUAAAGGAAUGUUGCAGUGUGCAGGAUAAUGAAGAUGUACAAAAUGAAGUGUCUGAUAAUAAGAACAUACUAAUCGAUGUUGGUGAUAAUUUUGUUACCCUAGAUUUGCAUACGUACACAUAUUUAAAACAGAACAACUUUUUUUAUAAAUAUUUUCAACAAUUUUACAACUGUAAAAUAAUUUUAAAUAAAAAUCUUUUUAAUAUAAAUCAAAAUAGAAAAUAUAUAUGGUUAAGUAUGACGGAAGCUUUAGCAGAAGCUAAACAAUUUUGCCGUCUUCCAAAUACAACAGGCUCAGCUGUUGUUAUUUACGGUUUACCUGUGUAA